CUUGGUACGAAUACACUUACAACACUUUUGUAUACAGCAAACUAAUUCUGAAGUGGAAUCAAUGCAGUAUCAUUAGAAUAAUCAGUGAAAGGUUCCCACGUGGCAUAAAAUCUGUGAACCUUCCGUUUCAGUAAAAACGUAAUUCUUUCCAGCUGAAGGUAUUGCAUAACAUCCAUCAAGAGAGCAGAAAGAGUGGGUGGUUUUUUCCUUUCCAAUUACAUGUAAGUAAAAUCAGUCUUUGUGCUAGGAGUGUGACAAAUGCAAUCAUAUAUUGAUUAUCUGACAGCACUACAUUAUCAUUCUUAAUACUUCAGAUAGCUAGGAACGGGUCUGGGUCCAGACAAUGAUUUAUUUAUUUAUUUUUUACAUCAACCACCAAGAGAGCACAAAAUCACUUGCAAUUUUGAGGUUGGGCAUGCUAGCUCUGCACCACAUCUGACAGACUAUGUAACCAUAGAUCUGCCUGUUAUUACUAAUUAAUAUUACUGAUGGGCUCACCAUACCCAUCAUAUCAGACCUGAGGUCCCCACUGUGGCAGAGUACAACUUGAAAUUAUCGGUCUGGUCCUUGGGCAGGACCUGGCCUAUGCACAAACAGUCAGCCACUCUUGUGAAUGCAUGUGCAACAUCUACGUGCUGGUUCUGAGCUGACUAUUUGAAAUCACCAGACAUAAACCCCUUAUUUUUGCACAGCGAAUGGUGUUUUUAAGCUUUUGCAGAGUCAAUUAGAAGUGGCUCAUCCUGGGUCGACCCUAAAUAUAGUGAGGGCUCUCAAGCAUUAUAUGGAACUGAUGGCCAGCUGGCCAGUCACUGACUAAAUGUUUGUGUGCUUUUAGGAGCACCAUACAGGGACUUGUUGUCUAAAGAUAAUUUAGGCUAUUGGGUAAAAUGAUUACCCAGGAUUGUGCUAAGAUUCUUGCAAGCAGGUCAAGAAGUGCCUUCUUAAAGGACAUUAAAGGCCAUUUGAUGCAAGGCAUGGAUACCUCCUGGGCCGCAUUAAAAGGAGUGUCAUUUGUGCACAUUUGUGAUGCAGUGACAUGGAGUUCACGGUCCCUCUUUGCCAGAUUUUGCAGAGUGAUGGUUACUUUUCUCAACCAUGUGCUGUUUGGUGAUUUCGAGUGAUCCUUACCCUCAAAAGACUACAGUAUUAAGACUCUGAAGGUUUCUUAUCCCUAAUAAAGGUACAAUAUCAGCCCAUUGAAUAAUUUUCACCCUCAACAAAGAGCAGUAUCAGACUGUUGAGGGAUAGUAGAGGUAUGUGAGGUCGUGGUCAUGGUCAGGAGGUGAUACUAGUACUUGACAAGGAAAUGAGAAAACUCCACUAGCUCUGCAGCAAACCUCCCUGGUGGCCCUCCACAGUUGCAUAUUGUUAUAGUCUGUUUCUAAAAUAGAAAGAAAACAUUUUGAUGUGAAAACGGUUUAAGGAUGUUUCUGUAUUAUACUAAGAAUGGAAUACUAAGCUAGCAGUAAUCUAACUGUAUGCCCUUAUUAUUCCUAUACAAACUACUUUUUAAACAAGCUUUUUAAAAAUUUCACAAAGCAGCUUUAUAGAAAUAUGUAGACUCAGGAUAUAAAUUUAAAAUUUCUAAAUUUAUCCCUAAUAAGUAGGCCAGAGGUGACAGUGGCAAGGAAAAACUCCCUGAGAUGACAUGACCUGAAACCUUGAGAGGAACCAGACUCGAAAGGGAUCCCAUCCUCAUCUGGGUGACAACAAAUAGUGCUAUUAUAAAUAAUUCCCUUCUAUAACUGAAAAUGUGCAACUGUGUAGCCAGGAAAUUCAUUAUAGUUUUCACAUGAAGUCUCUUUUGUUGAGUUUAUCAAACUGUUCACUGAUGAAGACUUGAGUGCAGAACUGUUCGUGGGAAUUGCAGUCCUAAAGCUACCAUAACAAUUGUAGUCUUAAGCCAUCUUAGCAAAACUGUUUGUAUCAAUUACAGUCCAAAGCCAAUUUUAUUAUUAUUUCAUAUUAUAACUUAAUAAGUUAUAUAUAUCAUAUAAUUUCAGGUCAACAUUAAAACAUUAAUUCAUUUAUCUUCAGUAAGUGCUUUAUCCAGGGCUGUAGUGGAUCUGGAGCCAAUCUUGGUAACACUGGGUGAAAGGUGGGAGAAUUCACACACUUUCACACCAAGAGGCAAUUUAGCGUGGCCAAUCCACCUACCUGCAUGUUUUUGGGAGAUGGGAGGAAACUGGAGAACCUGGAGUAAACCCAUACGAACAUGUGGAGAACAUCCACACUGACUGUAACCCAAAAAGUGAAUCCUGACGAUGUCACAGCCAUUUGUGGCCUGGAGUCUAGAGAGCAAAAUUGGCAGUGCUCUCUGGGUAGGAGGCGCAUACUCUCCCUUUCAAUCAGUUACAUACUAACCAACAGUGAGCGUCUGUGACUUCAAGUAUGCAGGAGGGCCCUCAAAACUCCAAAUAAUUAUGGAAGCAAUUACCCAUACCCUAUUGUCAAGACAGAGGAAGGAGAGAAAAAAAAUGAUUCUAAACAAUAACCUUUUAGGUAAAAUGCUUUUUUUUUCUAUAAAUAAAAAAAUUAUCAGCCAAGAGAACAAAAUUAUUUCAGGCUUGAAAUUAGCAAAAAAAGAAAAGGUCUCAAAAUAAAAAGCAGCCCAGAAUGGCAAUGUUUGCUUCCUACUUGGAGGGACAGUCAUGUCAGGUGACAUGGAGGGGAUGUACAUCUGCUCCAUCCAGACUUUCCACUAGGGUCCCACAAGGCGGAGUGCUGGGCCCUCUUCUGUUUCUCAGUGAGGUUAUAUCCUUACAUGACUUUUCAUACAACGGCUUUGCUGUAGUUAUGCAGUCAUUUAUCACCAUGUUCCAUGGUACUAUGUUCCCUUCAAGCAACAAGAGCAUGUACUGGCACCCAGGUGGUUACAUGAACUUCUUUUGGUGAGACUUCUCUCCCACAUUCUUGCACUCCUAACAGGAUUUUAGUCUUAUGGUAUUCUUAGACCAUGGUCUGUUUGUACUAUUGUGAAUAUAUGUUUUUCGAUAGAGAGUUCAAUGAACUUCUCUAUUUUGCUCUGGAUGAGAGCAUCUGGAAAAUUCUAUGUAAUAUUACUAUACAUCAACUAGCAUCAUUAACUAAUUCUAAUAUAUUUUCUUCUUUAAUUCUACUUUUAUUGUUUUGUUUAUAAUGUUAGGUACCAUUAAAUGCAUUUUAUACUGAUGAAUAAUGAAUAAUAUAAUACUUAAUGAAUAAAUUGAGACUUAACAUGAAAAGUUUGUAAAUCUGCCUUGCAGACGUCAAUUAACUGUCGUGCAGUGCUUAGUUCUUAUUACACUCAUUGCUAAUUAACAUUAAUACAUAAAAUCUGCUUAAUAAUACAGAAAUAGAACAAUAGCUCUCAGCAACAGCUUGGCCAAACAAAAUAAAUUUUGCAUAUUGAAAAAUUAAAUAAUAUUUGCAUCUACAUGCUUCUCUUUAAGUAGAUUUUAGGGAUUAUCAAUAACUCAAAAACAAACAAACAAACAAACAAACAGCCAUUUGAAAGACUUGUCAUUAUCCGAUUGGCAAAACUUGGUAGACAUUUAGCAGCCUCGGCAAGAAGGUCCCUGCCACUGGGUGUGUGCCACUUAAGCCCUCUUGUACUACCAACAGACCAAAUCAGAGCUUAAUAUUCACUUAUAUCUUCUGAUCCAAAUGCUUUGACUACAAUUCUUUCUUUUGAAUCUGUGGUAUAUGCAAAGUUCAAAGCAUUUUUCUCAUUAAUAAUUGAUUGUCCAUUGCUUGUAGUUAGAACAAGUUUGUACAAUAUUUUAAAUGGGCUAUGAGCUUGAAUGCAUUAUCCAAUUUUGAGUACUCUUGAUAUAGCAUUCACUUAGGGGUGUUUCACAUCUAAAUCCACUCAGAUAUUUGACUGUGGAAGUCGAAUUUUGGGAAGUCUUCUUCCAGGGCAUGUCCUUACAUUUCCUUUUUCCAUGUCCUUAUACACACUAAAAGAAUAGUUUAAGCAACAGUCAACAUUCAGUCACUAAUGGCCAUACUAAGGGUGUGGGAGUAUGCACAUGCAAAUAUAUCAUUUGGAAAGCCAAUGUUAGUAGAACAUGUAUUAGCAAGGCAUAAUGGUUAUAAUAAUGGCCAUGUAAUACAGUUUUACAUGCUUUGUAGACGUAUUUAAAUGGUUAUUUAUAUUUAUUGAAAAUAGUAUUUUUUAGUAAAGGCAGUUCUUUACUGCUGUAUUUUUGCAUUUAAUCAAGUGUUCAUUUUGCUUUUUAAAGGCUAUAAUGUAUGAUGUAUCCUUGCCAGAAAAAACAAUAUGAAGAUAAUUUGGUAAAAUUUUAAUGCCAUAUGACAAACAUGACAAACAAUAAAUACUGAGAACAUAAGAUAGUCACCCAAUUAGAGUUAAUUAAAUGAAUCCUUUAUCACUGAAAAAGAUAUACUAAUAUUUACAUGAACUUAAUGGUAAUGUUUCUACAUAAAAGACAUAAAAGAAGCAGGACACCCUCAACUCCUAAAUCCCAAUUUAUCCCCUAUGCAUAAUUUGUAGACAUAGCUGAGAAUUUGAUUGAUUGGCCAAACAAGCAAGAAUUAUAAACUGUCAUAUGCUUGUGAAUGUGAUAGUUACUUUGGGCUAUACUUCCUUUUGAAACUUAAAUGCUAUGAAUAAAAACAUCCUGGGAUAUAUGUUGGUGUGUAUGAGGUAAACAGCAUUCUUUGUAUCUCUCUAGACAGUGCUCUGUUGUUGACUGCGAAGCUGUACAGUGUAUUAGUGUGCGUGGUGUGAUGUAAUGUUGGGAGGGGGUUCUCAGGCUGUGUUAGCUAAUGGGGGCUGAAUGCAUCUGGGCGGGGCUGAUGGAUGAACAAUAACAUCAUGACCUCAUAGAGAGAAUACGCAAGCAGGGGAGUAACUGAGACACACUAAGGGAGAGGGCUGGCCUUCACAGAGGGGAGAGAGAGAGAGGGAGAGAGAGAGAGAGAGAGAGAGAGAGAGAGAGGGAUAGCGUGUAUGCAAAGAAGAGACUACAGCAUUGCACCAACCCCAAAGGAGGCUCUCUUUACUGAGGAUUUUGGAAGAAUUGCCUUUCUCUUCCAUUACAUCUAUCCAUUUUUCCUUCCUUUUUCUACCAUUACCCACUGGCAGCGAUACCCACUCAUCAUUGCCCUCCCUGCACCAGGCUGUUCUUCCGGGCAUGCUACUUAAGCCCAAGUAUGGCCGCUUUCGCAACGACUCUGUGACCUCCUCAGACGACCUGAUACAGAGCUUAGCCAUGAGCGGGAAGGUGGUAGCCACAGCAGUGGCUCCUUCUUCAGUACCAAACUCACCAGUGCCACCCUUGGAGCCCACCAUCCUCACCCCACCCUUAGUCCAGGCAUUGGCUGAAUCUCCUGGCCUUGAUGGUGAGCAGGACAGUGCCACCACCUUCUGCAUGCUCAUCCCCAAGAUGCCCCAGUGGAAGUUCUCCAACUCGCUGCUGAGCUGCAGCCCUUCUAGUUCCAGCUCCAGUAAGGAUUCUAGCAAAACCUCCAUGGCUAAGGCAUCCCAAGCCACUUCAAGUAUAGCUCCAACCUCUAGUGGUCCCAUGACCAGCCUCGCUGCUGCACUUAACUCCUGUGACCCUGUCUGUAUGGGUCCCUGUUCCCUGCAGGCUGUGAGCAGACAGAGAGUCGUGGUAGGCUCAGCUAGUCCCAGUGGCUUUGGAGGUACAGAUACAGCAGAGGGGAUUCCAGGCAGUUCUGGGAGCUACCGCACAGGCACAAACCGCAGGACCAGGGCGGAGGGCAUAUGGCUUGGUGGAGAAGACCUUAGCCACAAAGGCAAUUUCAUCCAUAAGCCCUCGCAGGGCUGGCUGCACCCAGACAGCAAAAUAAACAGCACAGGGGCCUCCUACAUUGUCAAGUAUUUAGGCUGUAUUGAAGUGCUUAAAUCAAUGCGUUCCCUGGACUUCACCACAAGAACACAGGUGACAAGGGAGGCUAUCAACAGGCUGUGUGAAAUAGUUCCAGGAGGGAAAGGUGUGUGGAAGAAGAAGGCUGCCAACAAGGCCCUUCAUGCUGUCAUGGGAAAGAGUAACUUGCAUUUCGCUGGUAUGCGGAUUGCUAUCAACAUCUCAAUAGACGGGCUGAACUUGCUUGACCCCACCACGCGACAGGUGAUAGCACAUCACCCUAUGCAGUCCAUCUCCUUUGCUUCUGGAGGAGACACGGAUACACCUGAUUAUGUUGCAUAUGUGGCCAAAGAUCCUGUCAAUCAAAGAGCAUGUCAUAUUCUGGAGUGCUGUGCAAACCUUGCACAGAGCAUUAUCAGUACGAUCGGCCAAGCCUUCGAGCUGCAAUUCAAACAGUACCUGCACAGCCCACCCAAAGCCACACCCAGCCUGGACAGGAAUGUAAGGACAGAGGAGUCAGCAUGGGAUGAUGAUGACAUGUUUUUGGAACAUGAUUACUACAACAGCAUACCAGGAAAAGAACCUCCACUGGGAGGAGUAGUGGACUCCAGACUCAAGACGCCAGCAGCCUUGCUAGGCCACGUCCACUGCCUACCGCAGAGCAAAGCAGCACAGCCUGGAUCUACAGCUAGGAGAGACAUGCCCUCACUACCUGCAGCUCAGCUGUGUUAUGAAGUGCAUUGGGACAUGGAGAACUGCAGUAGCUCAAGUAUGACAUCUGAUGGGUAUUUGAGAGCAGAUGGACAUCCUACAAGUAGCCACGAUUAUGAGGAGCACCUGUAUGUGAAUACACUGAGUCUAAACAACACAAGACCAUCAUCAGAUGCACAGGAAGAAUGCAACCCUGAGAGCCCCAAAAAAGACAUCUUUGACAUGAGACCUUUUGAAGAUGCUCUGCGUCUGCAUGAGGCUGGUAGUGUGUGUUUACUGGAGGACAAGUGGCCAAGUCCCCCACAUCGCAGAGCCCCUGUAGCCCCUACUGAGGAGCAGCUCUGUCAAGAAGCCUGGUAUCAUGGGCGAAUGAGUCGCCGUGAUGCAGAGAAGCUCCUGAUCCAUGAUGGAGAUUUCCUAGUGCGAGACAGUGCCACUAACCCAGGCCAGUACGUGCUGACAGGGAUGCACUGUGGCCUGCCAAAACACUUGCUCCUGGUGGACCCAGAGGGAGUGGUACGCACUAAAGACAUGCUGUUUGAGAGCAUCAGUCACCUGAUCAACUAUCACCUGAGCAACAAGCUGCCCAUUGUAGCAGCUGAGAGCGAACUUCAUCUCCAGCAGGUGGUGUACAGAAAGCAGUGACCACCAAUCAAACAAGUGUAAGUGUGUCAAGAUUAAAAGACAACACUUGCACACACCUAUCUUCACAUAAGCAGUGGUACAAUUAGAUUGUAUUGUAUUAAUAACAGACAUUCCAUCCUUUAAUGAAACACUGUAAAUUAGUAAAAUUGCUCCCAGGUUUUAUUGAGGGUGCGAACGAGUGUGCAGAUGGUGCACUGUGAUGGACUGGCGUCCCAUCCAGGGUGUAUUCCCACCUCAUGCCUGGUGUUCCCGGGAUAGGCUCCGGAUCCACUGCAAUCCUGACCAGGAUAUAGCGGUUACUGAAAGUGAGUGAGUGUAAAUUAGUAUGAAUCCUGUUAUUAUUCUCAGGUAAAUGAAGCUAGGCAUCAUUUUGUGCAGCCAACCCUGGGUCCCUACACCUUUGCCUUAAACUUAGAUAGUAAACUUUUAUUGGACAUUAUUAUAUGUGGGAGACACACAGUGUUGGUGUUAAAUUAUACCAAAAAGGCGCAAGUUUUUAGCUGUGUUAAAAAAUGUUGGUGUAAGAUUUUUUUCUCAGGAUGCAGUGUUGCAGUGCUGAUUUUUUAAUGUUUAUUUCUUUACAACAAAUGGUUCCUUGAACUCAUAGAUUUAGAAAUUAAAGAAUGUUAAAGAAAUUCUUAGAAGGGACUCAAUUACCCAUAAAUAUGUUCAUAUUAAUAGUUUAAAGUAUUUAAACUACGUGUUUGCCCUCUUCAAAAUUUGUCAUUUUUUUGAAAGGGCAAUGAUGUGAAAUGAAAUGAAGUGAAAAGAAAUUAAAUUACAUAUAAACAAAAAUAAUAUUAAAGGCCCUAGAUAACUUUCCUUUUCCAUUUACCUACAGUGCAUUGUUUAUCACAAAUAGUUACAACCUACGUUACGACCAUCAUAAGUGCAAGCUUUCAGUUUAUUUUGCUCACUGUCCUUGGCAUAGCUCUUGAAACCUUGAAGCAAAAGCAACAGAACAAACUUACAGUAAGAAUAAGAAGCAAUCUGUUACCUAAAUUUGAAGGCAAUCAGGAAUGAUUUUUUUUUUUUUUUGUGCUAAAUAUGUGUGUAUGUUCAGGCUGACUUUGUUCUUUGCU
Pangasianodon hypophthalmus (striped catfish) is the source of this 8272-nucleotide messenger RNA. It is a transcript of the gene shc2, whose product is annotated as SHC (Src homology 2 domain containing) transforming protein 2. The transcript has 12 exons. NCBI's taxonomy places the organism in Eukaryota, Metazoa, Chordata, Actinopteri, Siluriformes, Pangasiidae. The record is from RefSeq and is a predicted model, not a curated record. Gene Ontology annotation, molecular function: receptor tyrosine kinase binding. Bases 5139 to 7190 code for a protein of 683 amino acids. Gene Ontology annotation, cellular component: plasma membrane. Gene Ontology annotation, biological process: intracellular signal transduction; cell surface receptor protein tyrosine kinase signaling pathway.